CCAGAUGACAACCGAUGCUUGAAUAUCUGUGGAUGGCUCUCUUUAGAAAUCCACGGUUGGGAUAUACACCGAUGUCAAAUCAGAUGUGGGGGGUUGUUUUGUUCAGUAGAGAUCGAGUCAGUCUCUGGCGAUACAAUCAUGCGUAAAACACUCGCUUGAACUAUUUUACGUAAACUUGUGAACUGGCUUGCAAACGGUGUGUCACUUUCCAGUUGGAAACAGCUGCGACUUCCACUUGCACUGCGGCUGAUGUUAGCUCUUUGCCCUAUACACUCUUUGGUGUAAAUCAGCCAACAUGGCGGGCAGUGAGAAGUAAACGAGUUCUUUUGCAAAGCCGACGAUAAUAGCAAAAUGAGAGUCCCCCGUGGCUGGAUGGGACUCCGGCGGGCCUAUUUGGUUUGGCCAAUUCUCUUGCUGCUUUUGGUUGGUGCAGCCUUGACGGCCCUGCUGCCUGCUGCUGAAGACCGAGCAGGCGACGGUGUCCUGGGGGUGCUACGAAGGGCGACGUCCAAAAGGGAGGACUCCUUAUCGCCGGGCCAUCGUGUUGACAGCACCAGUGAGGAGGGUUUCACCAUCAUCAUCCAGACUUACAACCGCACAGACAUUCUGCUCAAACUCCUGAACCAUUACCAGGCAGUGCCUCACCUUCAGCAGAUCAUCAUAGUCUGGAACAACGUUGGAGAGCAGACCCCCCAAAAGCUGUGGAGCUCCCUGGAGCCCCAUCCUGUCCCUGUGGUGUUCAAGGAGCAGAAUACCAAUCGAAUGCGCAAUAGACUACAGCCGUUUCCAGAGAUUGGCACCGAUGCUGUACUGAUGCUGGAUGAUGACACCCUGGUCAGUGUUCCUGACAUCAGUUUUGCUUUCUCCGUGUGGAAGCAAUUUCCAGACCAGAUAGUUGGGUUUGUCCCUCGAAAACAUGUCACUGCAGGAGGAGUGUAUAGUUAUGGCAGCUUUGAGCUACAGGACCCCCAGUUGGGUGGAGGUGACAGGUACUCCAUGGUGCUGAUUGGUGCUGCCUUUUUCCACCACCGCUACCUGCAGCUCUUCCAGGAGCAGCCUCCAGCAGUACAUGUGCUGGUGGAUGAAACACAGAACUGUGAUGACAUUGCCAUGAACUUUGUUGUUGCACUGUAUUUGGGAAAACAGUCCCGGCCGUCAAGCUCUUCCAAAUCCAACAGUAACACAGGCAAACCCUCAGGAGUCUUUGUGAAGCCUGUGGACAUCCGCAACCUGGAGAAAGAUGCUAGCAGCGGGUAUGUGGGUAUGUGGCAUCGUCCUGAACACCUACUCCAAAGGUCCUAUUGUUUAAACAGGCUGGCACAGAUCUAUGGCACCAUGCCACUCUGCUUCUCCAACUUGAUGGUUUGCCAGUUUGGCUUCCCCAGUUAUGCCAACCAUAAGAGUAGGAGCUGAGGAGGACCUGUUUGGCCUGGAAAGUCUUUUACUGGCAUUGACAGAGUGAAGGUGGACCCAAGUAGAACUCAGAGCAAUGUCACCACAGCAUCAGCAGGACACCGAUGGACUUUUCAUUCUUUGUAGAACAGCAAGAAAGGUACAACAUUUUCCGCAGAUGCUCAGUCUAAUGAGACAUCAGCAUUUGAUAAUUUCUAUUAUUGCCAAAGCUGCCUUUACCUCAUCAUUUACAGCUGUAAUAGAGAAUUGCAGCACAGUUACUUUUGAAGCCAGCAGAUGUCAGUCUUAUAUCUGAUUUGACAAUUUGCCUGUUUGUUUUGCAAUGCAAUCCCAUGGAAACCCUGAAUUUAACCGGAGUUAACUCUAUACUCUAUAGAAUUUUGCUUUCGAGUUGAGUUUGUUUAGACAUCAUCCCUGUAAACUCAUUAAGUGCAACAGAGUGAAUUUUGCCAAUCAUAGCUAACCUUCAAGUUAUAUGAGCUGUAGAUGGUUAUCUGAUUUCUUAAAUUGACAUUUUUCUUUUGUUUUUUUCUUUAUUUUGCUUUUAGUUUGUCUGCUUGGUAAGAAUCUUUGUGACAAUAAUUGUUCAUGCUUGCUCAAAGUCAGUAAGCACUGCGCCAAAAUGACUAAAAGUUUGUAAGUGUUUUUCUGUAACUUUAUGUCUGUUAUGCUUAGGAACAUAUUGUUGGUGUUUUUUCAGUGAAUCAAGUUACUUAUUUUAUUUCUUAGUGGAAUUAUAGGAUGCAAUCAUUUUAUUAAUUAGGAAGGUGUAAGUCUCAAAAUCACAUCUAAAUAAAAACCAGAUUCCUGAGGUGUUUUGAAUGAUUGAAUAAUCAAAUGUUGAGCCAAAUCCAGCAACCACAAUAAAUCUUGCACCUGCCACAGAAGUAUCUGUUCAGCCCUUGUGGUCGUAUGAUGUGCCUACACAUGUGCCAAACACAGGAAUGAACUUGGCUCCCAUCAAAUCUGUGCAGAGACAAUCUGUUUACAGAACACCUGUGGAGCUGUAAAAGGUCUGAACAGCUAUGUGCAAGGUAGGGUCUUUAUGCUUGGGGCUCUAAGUUGGGACAGUGGGUAGGUAUCGGUUCAGUGGUUGAAAUGUUUCUGCCUACUACUCUCAAUACUCAUGUAGACAAUCGUCAUUAAUACAUUCGCAGAUUUGCAGGGUUUUUCCAUGUUAUUAAGUAAGUUUAUAUGGUCACAUUGCAAGGAGGCUUGAUGACAUUCCUCGUGAAAGUUAAGAUUGUUUCCUCACCAAAUCAGAAGGCUGGGUGUCUUUUUUUUUUCCAUAAAGUUGGGUAUAACCUGUUGAACUUCUAAAAAAAAAAAUAAUAAUAAUAAAAAAAAACACUUUACACAUACAUACCAAAGAGAGACUGUAUAGUGACUGUGGGGCUCAGGGAGACAUGGGAAAACCCACUUAGAUUAAACUCUUGGAAUUUAUAGAAAUGUUCAUCUUAAUAGCAUUCCCUUAGUUUCAUGGCCUCCAAUCCAAAUUAAGGAAAUGUUAUUUCACCAUCAAU
Myripristis murdjan (pinecone soldierfish) is the source of this 2936-nucleotide messenger RNA. RefSeq names its product exostosin-like glycosyltransferase 2 (gene extl2). Lineage: Eukaryota; Metazoa; Chordata; Actinopteri; Holocentriformes; Holocentridae. The transcript has 6 exons. Gene Ontology annotation, molecular function: glycosyltransferase activity. Gene Ontology annotation, cellular component: membrane. The record is from RefSeq and is a predicted model, not a curated record. The coding region runs from base 352 to 1413 and encodes 353 amino acids.